This is a messenger RNA of Penicillium antarcticum, 2436 nucleotides long. Its product is annotated as lysophospholipid acyltransferase family protein. Gene Ontology annotation, cellular component: mitochondrial membrane. Lineage: Eukaryota; Fungi; Ascomycota; Eurotiomycetes; Eurotiales; Aspergillaceae. The coding region runs from base 1 to 2436 and encodes 811 amino acids. The record is from RefSeq and is a predicted model, not a curated record. The transcript has 6 exons.
AUGCCCCCUAAAGCUGCUGUCGCCGAUGACCAUUCGGCGCCCGACCUGGAAAUCACUAAGAACCAGUUAACGAUCCAUCCCUCAGGAUUCACCGGAGGCCCUGAGACUCAAGAUGAUCAAAUCACCGAGCGUAAUCUUGUGCGCCACAUGGCGCGAUUCCGCGAGAACCCCUUCGAUUUCCUCCGCGAAGUGAGCUUGUACAUGUCUGGGACAGGCUGGCGUGCCUAUGAAGAUGCCAUCGGCCAGCCUAUCUUCUAUUCUGGCUUCUCCGAGAGGAUGAAGACCUCGAUUCUUGGCAGUCCGCUCCUACAGAACAAGGUUACCGAGCUCGCGAAUCGUCGGCUUACGGUAGAAGAGAAGGAAGGAUUGCUGGCAAUUAAGGAUGGCGCAACACUUGACGACAAGCGCGCCCGUCGGAGAACUGAACUUGAGGGCAAUCUGCGAGAAGUCGUGGACACGAUGAUGGACCAGAUGAUCUGCAAGAUGGAAAGCAAGACGUUCAUUCGGGGUGCUUAUUACAUGUGUACCCAACUGUUGACUCGGGCUUACCAUCAAGGUAUUCAUGUCUCCAGUGAGGAAGUUUUGCGCCUGAGAUCGGUUGCCGAUGCUGCCGCAAAGAAGAAACAGUCGAUCGUGUUUCUUCCGUGCCACAAGUCGCAUGUGGACUACGUUUCAUUGCAACUUAUUUGUUAUCGUCUUGGAAUUGCAUUGCCAGUUGUGGUCGCAGGUGACAAUCUGAACAUUCCUUUGCUGGGUCCAUUCUUGCAACAUGCAGGCGCUAUGUGGAUUCGUCGGAGCUUUGGAAAUGAUCCUUUGUAUAACACUGUUGUACAGGCCUACAUCGAUACUCUUCUUCAACAAGGAUUCAACUUUGAGUGCUUUAUUGAAGGUGGCCGUUCUAGAACUGGAAAGCUGCUUUCGCCCAAAUUUGGAAUCUUGAGUUUCAUCAUGGACAGCUUGUUGUCAGGUCGUGUUGAAGAUACGAUCAUUUGUCCUGUUAGCACACAGUACGACAAGGUCAUUGAGACUGAGUCAUACAUCAGUGAACUGCUUGGUCAACCAAAGGCGAAGGAAAAUUUGGCCGAUCUUCUAUCUUCAUCCUCGGUCUUGUCCCUCAAGCUUGGCCGGGUCGAUGUCCGGUUCCAUGAGCCAUGGAGUCUUCGAGAAUUCAUUGGUCAACAGCUUACGCGCCUGGAAUUGCCUAGCACUAACAUCAAUAACACACUCAGUUACGCGGACCGUGGACGUAUUCUGAGAACCUUUGGCUACCGGGUCCUAUCUGAGAUUAACGAUGUUUCCGUCAUGAUGCCAACCGCUCUGGUGGGAACUGUCCUGUUGACUCUGCGCGGUCGUGGAGUCGGAAAGGGCGAACUGGUACGGAGGUUGGACUGGCUCUGUGAGCGGGUCCGGGCAAAAGGAGGCAGGGUUGCACACUUCUACCGCUCACCGACAGCUAUGGUCGUCGAUCGCGCCCUGGAUGUUCUGGGGCCCAAGCUUGUUGGUGUGAUCUCGGGACUGGUUGAACCUACCUAUUACGCGGUAGAUCGGUUCCAGCUUUCCUUUUACCGCAACAUGCUCAUUCAUCUUUUUAUCACUGAGGCACUUGUCUCUGUGGCAAUGUACACGAAGAUCAAGCAAGGCGGAGGGCCUGCCAACCAAAGAAUCACCUACGAAGCUCUGAAAAACCAAGUCUCCUUCCUUUCCCAGCUUUUCCGUGGCGAAUUCAUUUUCCCGCCUGAAGGUCUGGCUGCUAACUUCGAUAAGACCUUGCGUGGGUUGGAGAAGGAUGAUGUGAUCAAGAUCACCCGCGAUGAGUCCAGCACACCACUCUACGUGGAGUUGAGUGAGGCUGAACGGCUUUGCGGUCGUGAGAACUAUGACUUCUACUGCUUCUUGAUCUGGCCUUUCAUUGAAGCCUCUUGGCUGGGUGCGGUCUCUCUGCUUGGACUGACACCACCUCUGGAUAGUCCAAAGGAAAUCUGGAUUGAUUCUAAGAAAGCACAGGAUAGUGCGCAGAUCCUUGGUAAAACACUAUAUCACCAAGGAGAUCUUUCUUACUUCGAAGCUGUCAACAAGGAGACUCUCAAAAACUCCUAUCAGCGAUUCGAAGAAGAAGGCAUCAUUCUAGUUUCGAAGAACAAAGAGACACGGGCCGGCCCGUCUUUAAGACUUGCACCUGAAUGGGCUCCACACCGCGAUCCUAACACCGGCAAAGUCAUGGACGGUGGACGGCUGUGGGACUUUACCGAACUAAUCGCCCAGUCCCGGCGUGAAGGCAAAAAUCGCCGUGACGGUGCAACAGUUUCCUCUCGCGUUCUGACCAUGUCAGAUCUCGUCGGACGUCAGCUAUUCCUGAACGCUGCAGCACCGGCCCCGGCAGAUGUCUCCUCGCGCCAAAUGCGCCGCAAGGCAAUUGCCACAGACGCCAAGCUCUAA